This is a messenger RNA of Labeo rohita (rohu), 4088 nucleotides long. RefSeq names its product TEL2, telomere maintenance 2, homolog (S. cerevisiae) (gene telo2). The record is from RefSeq and is a predicted model, not a curated record. Gene Ontology annotation, cellular component: cytosol. Bases 385 to 2832 code for a protein of 815 amino acids. Gene Ontology annotation, molecular function: telomeric repeat DNA binding; Hsp90 protein binding. The transcript has 20 exons. Gene Ontology annotation, biological process: telomere maintenance via telomerase; protein stabilization. Lineage: Eukaryota; Metazoa; Chordata; Actinopteri; Cypriniformes; Cyprinidae.
AGCGGAAUCACAUGGAGUUAUGUCAACACGACUGAUGCUGUCUGUUAUUUUGUUUUAUUUUCACGGAAUGACUUUAAAACUAUAAAUCGGCAAGUACGUUUACUAUAUAAUCAACUAUAUAUAUUAACGUUGUGGUAUUCAUAUAAGAUAAUUAUGGUAAUCCUAUGAGGUUUGUAGCUCUGCAGCUCUGAUACGUUACUAAAAAUUAAUAAUUGCAUCUUGUUUAUUCGUUUAAAUGAUUAUAUGACAUAGAGGUUUGUAUAAGCCGGAUAUAACAAGCCUCGUCCAACUGGCAAAUGUAUGCCGUGAUAUUUUAUGCAUGAUGUUGCAAAAGUGAUGCUGCAGUAAACUGAAUCUUCAGCCAAGAAUUGGUUCCGUGACGUCAUGGAGUCAAUGCAGCUGCAGGUGGGCUCGUGCUUGAGGACUCUCUCCACCUCACGAGAUUCUGGGGAGAUCGUGCACGCGCUGCGCACACUCACACGCUACCUGAAGGACGGCGAGUUCACGCGCCUUCAUUACACACGGGUGAUUCAGGUGCUGGUGAGCGCGCACUGGUUCAGCAGGUCGUGUGAAGAUGAGGAGAUCAACAAGCUCUGGGAUGAGAUGUUCCUCAGAGGUCCACCGGACCAAGCACUGCUGCUUCUGCUGGACACCAUAAGCUCCACAGGGGAGAGUGCGGGUCUGGAGCAAUGUGUGUCCGUCCUGGAGAAGUUCCUCUCUGCAGGUCGUCUCCAGGUGUUGUUGUGGUCCAGAUGCGACGUGGGCGGAGCCUGUUCAGACUCUCCCCAGCUAAGAGAGACUGUCAUUGGCCACCUUGCGGCUUUACCCUCCAUCACCUGCAACCAUCUGCACACAAACACACCUGAUGCCUUCUUACCACAGCGGUAUUACCCUCUGCUGGCCGCCAGCAUACUGGACACACUGGAGAAGACAUGCCAUGCUCUCAGAGCGGGAACAGAUUGCUCUCUUGGCUUUGUGGCUCAAGUGUUGGGAAAAGUGUGCAUCCAAGGAUACAGCUCUCAGAUUUUUGAGACUCUGGCACCCCGGCUCUCAUCUCUGACCCGCGUGGACCCGCUGUGGCAGCGUGUGACGCAGAGACUCCUGGAGAAGGUUCCAGAAAGAUGCACGGAGUGUGUCAUCACGGGACUCAUACGCAGCCUCAGCGGGGCGGCUGCUGUUUCCAGGCUGAUGGGAAACCUGGUGGUGACCAAUAAGAAAGCUCAGUUUGUUCUCACUCAUAAAUUGCUAUUGCAGCAGUACCACCAUCCAACUCAGUUGUUAAAGUCAGUUCUUGGUUAUUUGGCUCUGGAUUCAGAGCGUCGGACGCUGCUUAAACAGGUCCUUCGGAGUGUGUGUCAGGUGUGGUGUAACAGCAGUGCCGUGAAACACACGUGUGUCGAGCAGCAGCUGUACGUCAGUAAAGCUCUACUGCUAUGUGUGGCUUUACUCAAUCAUUCUGAAAUACAAGAACUAAGACAAGAGAUGUUGCAGUGCAUGCUGGGAGGUGUCCAGUGUCGCCUGGACAGCAAUAUUGAGCGUAUUCGGCGAAUGGGAAUGGUCGUGGGCGAGUGUCUCAGUCACAGAUUAGACACACCAGGAUCACAAUUAAAAUUCCAGUAUGAGGCAGAUGAGGAGAUCAGAGAGCUGAAGUCAUUAAUGGAGUGUACAUCUGUUGAGGACGACGAGGAACACCAGCCUGAUUCCUCCACUAGUCUUCAACCAGAGCCCAAAGUUGAGGGCUCAGCAGGCCAGUCAGUGCCGUCAAAGCCAGAGACAUCUGAGACUGGAUGCGGGAGUGAUUCUGAACUGGACAGUGAUGAUGAUCUGACUCCAUAUGACAUGUCAGCUGAUCACGAGAAAAAUAAAUCAGCGCCGCCCCGUUACGUCAGAGACUGUCUGGAAGCGUUAAUGUCGUCUGAUGAUGCUGAACGGGUUGAACUCAGUCUGCAAGUGGCGGAAGGUCUUCUUAGAAAGAAUGUGAAGGCCACACAAGAGGUGAGUGUUCAGUUCAGUAAAGUACUGCUUCACCUGGAGGACAGAUACAACACACUGCACUUCCACACACUCCGGCAGAACGCCAUGGUGGCCCUCACAGUUACAGACAUCAAACCGGUUGUAGAUUAUUGGACGACUGAGUUCUACUCUCUCAACUACAGCUUGAGACAGAGACUGGACAUUCUGGAGGUUCUUGCUCUCUCAGCCCAGGAACUAUCUGAGCCAAUCACGAAGAAGCACGCUGGAGCUCAGCCAAUCAGUGCAGUGACAGCUCUGGAGCAGUGUGAUGACAUCACACACUGGCGGCAGAUUGUGGAAAAACGAAUCCAGAGUAAAACCAGACGAAUUGGCAAGGGUGGGUCUCAACCAGUCAAAGCCACUCCCAACCGUUACGCUCCGGUUGCGGGAUUCUUCCUUUUCCCGCUGCUCAGGAACUAUGACAGGCCACAGGUGACCUUUGACCUUCUGGGGAGUGAUCAUCUGGUGCUAGGAAGGCUGCUGCACACACUUGGGCUUCUCAUGCACCUGGCCAUCAAUGCACCGGUUGUGUCUCAGAUGGGCCGAGCACUGCUGGAUUUUGUUUGGGCUGUGCGCUUCCACACUGACCAGAUGGUGCGUAGAGGUGUUAUGUUUGCGGUUUGUGCUGUGUUUUUGAGCAUGCCUGGUGAGAACUUACUCAUAGAACUCGGUGAUGACCUGAUGGAGACCAGAGCCUGGCUAGCAGAUGUGGCAGAGAAUGAUUGUGAUGCAGACUGCAGGAAUUUGGCGGUACAGAGUUUAAUGCUGCUGGACAAAAACCUCAAAACUCAGCUUCAGAUCCCAGAUAUGGAGACCUGAAAGGGCUGACAGUAUCACACACUCAUGUGGAGAAGAUUUGAUGACCCUGGCAUGAUGCAUCCCUAAUUAUUAUGGCUUUGCUCUUUGGAUUUGAUGUAUUAUGUUAUUUUUGUUCUACUAAUGUUUAGUGACUGUAAAAUAAAGAGCUUUAUAGGGGCACUGAAAACUUCUGUUCACAAAACAAAGUUUGUUACAAUUUAUGCCAUGCUUUUAGAGAAACCUGUAAUUUUAUGCAUACUCUUAGGUCUUAGAAAGCAUUUUAGUCUGUUGUGAACAGCUACUACAGAUAUACAGUAGAGUUACCAUAUUCGACAAUGCAGCGUAACAGGUUACCAAAAUCUGUUACUCCUCUUUAUUUCACAUAGAAUGACUUUAAUGUUACUCAAAUUCACUUCAGUGAUGUGUAACCUCCUCUAUUUUAUAUAUUAGAAAGCAUAUUGUUCUGAUAUGAAAAGCAACAGACAUACAGCAGGGUUACCAAAUCAGACAAGGCAGUGUAACAGGUUACCGAAAUCUGUUACUCCUCUUUAUUUCACAUAGAAUGACUUUAAUGUUACUAAAAUUCCCUCCAGUGAUGUUUAACCUCUUCUGUUUUAUAUAUUAAAAAGCGUAUUGCUCUGAUGUGAAAAGCAACAGAUAUACAGCAGAGUUACCAAAUCGGACAAGCCAGCGCAACAGGUUACCGAAAUCUGUUACUCCCCUUUAUUUUGCAUAAAAUGAGUUUAAUGUUACCCAGAUUCACUCCAGUAAUGUCUAACCUCCUCUAUUUUAUAUAUUAGACAGCAUAUUGCUCUGAUGUGAAAAGCAACAGACACACAGCAGGUUUACCAAAUCAGACAAGGUAGUGUAACAGGUUACUGAAAUCUGUUACUCCUCUUUAUUUCACACAGAAUGGCUUUAAUAUUACUCAUAUUCACUCCAGUGAUGUCUAACCACCUAUAUUUUAUAUAUUAGAAAGCAUAUUGUUCUGAAAUGAAAAGCAACAGAUAUACACCAUGGUUACCAAAUCUGACAAGCCAGCGUAACAGGUUACCAAAAUAUGUUACUCCCCUUUAUUUCACACAGAAUGGCUUUAAUGUUACUCAAAUUCACUCCAGUGAUGUCUAACCUCUUCUGUUUUAUAUAUUAAAAAACAUAUUGCACUGAUGUGACAAGCAACAGACAUACAGCAUGGUUAACAAAUCGGACAAGCCAGCGCAACAGGUUACUGAAAUCUGUUACUCCCCUUUAUUUUGCAUAAAAUGAGUUUAAUGUUA